Stereum hirsutum FP-91666 SS1 is the source of this 4931-nucleotide messenger RNA. RefSeq names its product nitrite reductase. Bases 689 to 4219 code for a protein of 1176 amino acids. The transcript has 25 exons. The record is from RefSeq and is a predicted model, not a curated record. Lineage: Eukaryota; Fungi; Basidiomycota; Agaricomycetes; Russulales; Stereaceae. Gene Ontology annotation, molecular function: 2 iron, 2 sulfur cluster binding; heme binding; nitrite reductase [NAD(P)H] activity.
UGAUUGGACCGCUUGAUCCUGAUAAACCUUGACCAACGGUCGUUCAGACUUUUCCUUUUCAGCUGGGCCAACCAAGUCAGCUGGAUGCGUAAUAUCCUCCCGUGUCUACUCCCCAUUGCACCUCGCGGCGACGCCCAAGAUUAUUAGGAAGUGGCGUCUUGCGGUCAUUGACUUUAAGGCAGGCGAACGUAAACCCGUCAGUGCGCCCAGGCGGAGAGUAGGCCCACGGCUAGUCAACCAGAACAAAAGAGAAGCGAUAUCGCUCAUUCAAGCCUCAUUCCAUCCCACGGAUACUAUCUGUGCCAGGUGGCUGACCCCUAGGAAUACACUUUCCCUCUUCCUUGCGAAACUCUAUAUCUACUGCGACAACUCGGGUUAAACGUUUGCCGCCCACAGUAGCGCGGAGGCGGUUGCAGGACAUCGUGAGCAAAAGUGAGAGUUGGCCGUGUAUCCACUGCUUAUACAAAGCCGUUCAGCAAGGAGAUGAAUGAUACAAUCUGAGAUCAUCGAAUACCCUACGCGCUUUUCUCACUCACAGGGAGGCCAACGACGCCGCCCUACCUCUCAGACUGGUAUCUAUCUGCCUCUCGGAAACAGAGUUGGGUUUCGUCCCAUAUAUACUACUUCGUCUUCGUGGCCUUAGACUCACAACCUCGCCUUCAACAUCACUCGAUCUUGUUGGAUCCCAAUGAGCUCUGACGCAUCGCCCUUCACGAGUCGUGAUGGAAUGCCGAGGAAGACUGUUUUCGUUGUGGGCCUUGGCAUGGUCGGGAUAGCAUUUAUCGAGAAACUGCUCAAUCUUGACGAGGCACGCCGAUACUCGAUCGUGACAUGUGGCGAGGAGACCCAUCUUGCGUACAAUCGCGUGGGACUCACAGAGUACUUCCAGCAUCGGAGCGUGGAGAACCUCUAUCUCAACAGUCCGAGCUGGUAUGCAGAGCAGGAAAAUGAUAGAUUCUCAUUUCAUGUCGGAGAGCAGGUAACGAGUGUUGACACAGCCAAAAAGAAGGUCUAUACAUCAAGAAACAAUGCCUUCGAUUAUGACAUCCUCGUUCUUGCGACAGGCUCGGGAGCCGGCCUUCCUCCAUACAUUUCUCUGGAGCGCGCCGAGAAGACUAGAGGUGUUUUCGUCUACAGGAAUAUCGCAGACCUUGAAGCCAUCAUUGCCUAUUCGGAGCGACCCGAAGUCAAGAGCGCUUCUGUUAUUGGUGGUGGGCUUCUGGGUCUCGAAGCCGCCAAAGCCGUCUACGAUAUGCCCCAAAUUGAUGAAGUCUCGAUCGUCAUCCGCCAACCAUACCCUCUGAAUCGUCAGCUUGACGCUCCUGCUGGCGAGCUCGUCCUCCGCAAGAUUGAAGACAUGGGCGUCAAAGUCCACACCCGCACCGCUGCCUCCGACAUCAUCACUUCUACCGACUCCGCCACUGGUUCAGAGGUUUACAAAGGUCUCAAAGUCGGUGAAUCCAUCCUGCCCUCCAAUCUCGUCAUCUUUGCUAUUGGCAUCAGCCCGAGAGAUGAUCUGGCCAGGAAGUCUGGUAUCAAGUGCGCGGAGAAAGGAGGGAUUGAGGUGGGCGAUGAUCUGAUGACGAGUGCGGAGGGAGUCUAUGCUAUUGGAGAGUGCGCAAGUUGGAAGGGGAAAACGUACGGAUUGAUUGCUCCCGGAGUGGAGAUGGCGGAUAUCCUCUCGUUCAACCUUACCCAGACCGACUCACAUGCCCCGCGUAAAAUGAACGACCCCGAUCUCUCCACCAAGUUGAAGCUCAUGGGCGUCGACGUCGCCUCCUUCGGUGAUUACUUUGCCGACAGUCGCAUGGGAGACACGCCCCUCGCGAAGUCGCUCAAGAGCGCUUCCGCCGGAGUUGGGCCCACCUCCGCCGCCACUGCCACCCAAGGCGUGGACAAAACUUCGGAUAAUGCGGACAAGGCUACGGUCAAAGGAGCGGAAGCGAAAGAGAGAGCGGCCAAGGUCUGGGAAACCACAGGGAUCGAACAGGCAACGAAUCUAGUGGACUUAGGAUCGACGGUGUCUUUGAAGAAACCCAACGGCGAAGACAACGGUGCUGCUGCGGGAAGUGCGGGAAUAGAUCAAGGGCAUGGUCACAAGAAGCGGGAUAAUAGCAACGAGCCGGUCAAAUGCUUGACCUAUCAUGACCCCUUCUCAUCGACGUACAAGAAGUAUAUCUUCACGGCCGAUGGUCAAUAUCUGCUUGGCGGAAUGAUGAUUGGAGAAACCGGUGAUUUCACGAAGAUGGUGUCGAUCGUGAAAAAGAAGAAAAAGCUGGAGGUAGCACCUUCGGAGUUCAUCAUAGGUGUAAAGAAAGCCGGAGAUGAUGACGGUGCAGAUCUGGACGAUGACACUCAGAUCUGUUCAUGCCACAAUGUGUUAAAAGGAGCCAUCAAGAAAUGUAUCAGCGAAGGUAUCACAGACCUUUCUGAAAUCAAAAAGAAGACGAAGGCUGGAUCAGGUUGUGGUGGCUGUGUACCUCUCGUUACAAGCAUCUACAAGGCCGAGAUGAAGAAAUUCGGUCAAGAACUCAACAACAACCUCUGCAUUCACUUCAACAUGUCGCGCGUCGAUCUCUUCCAGGUCGUCAAGAUCAAGAAGUUCAAGGAUUUCAGGGCCAUCAUGGAGACUGUCGGGGUAAAUCCGGAGUCGCAAGGUUGCGAGAUCUGCAAGCCGGGCAUUGCGAGUAUCUUAUCGUCGUUGUACAACGAGCACAUUAUGAAGCCCGAGCACCAUGGGUUGCAGGAUACGAAUGAUCGCUUUUUGGCAAACAUCCAGAGGAACGGAACAUUUUCUGUUAUCCCUCGCAUUGCGGGUGGUGAGGUAACGCCUGAAGGCCUGAUCGCUAUCGGGCAAGUAGCGAAAGAAUACGGUCUGUACACCAAAAUCACCGGAGGACAACGCAUCGAUAUGUUCGGUGCCCAGAAGCAAGACCUUCCCGCAAUCUGGAAGAAGCUCAUCGACGCAGGAUUUGAAUCUGGCCACGCCUAUGGCAAGUCACUACGUACGGUCAAAUCCUGCGUGGGAACCACAUGGUGCAGGUAUGGAGUGGGUGACUCUGUCGGGUUGGCGAUCGAGUUGGAAAACAGGUACAGAGGGGUGCGAAGUCCGCAUAAGUUCAAGGGAGGAGUUAGUGGAUGCGUGAGGGAAUGUGCAGAAGCGCAAGGCAAGGACUUCGGGCUUAUUGCCACCGACAAGGGGUGGAACAUUUUUGUAGGUGGCAACGGAGGCGCCAAUCCAAGACAUGCAACCCUUUUUGCCGCAGACGUACCGCCCUCAAAAGUUGUUCGCAUCAUCGACCGAUAUCUGAUGUUCUACAUCCGGACUGCGGACAGGCUUGCCAGGACAGCGAGGUGGAUAGAGAGCUUUGAAGGUGGCAUUGAGAAACUGAAGAAGAUCAUCUUGGAUGACGAGUUGGGUAUAUGUGCAGAUCUCGAGGCAGAGAUGGACGCCUUGAUAGGGACGUACGAGGAUGAGUGGGCGAAGGCAGUAGCAGACCCCGAUGUUCGGAAGCAGUUCAGGCAGUUUGCAAACACCGACGAGACCCGACCACAAACCGAGAUCAUUGUGGAACGGGGCCAGCACCGACCCGCCGACUGGCCCAAAAGCUUUCCGGGGCAGAAGUUUGAGGCAAACCAAGUUUCAACACCACCAGAGCAGUGGAACUGGGUGAAGAUGGCGACGGUAGAAGAUCUAAUGCCAAAUGAUGAGAAUACGACGAGCGCGGCAGUACGGUACGGGCAGGACUCGCAACUUGCAAUAUUUCAUGUACCGAGGAAAGGGUACUUCGCUACACAGCAGAUGUGUCCUCAUAAACGUGCCUUCGUUCUCGACCAUGGUAUCAUAGGAGACGACAAGAACGGGAACAUCUACGUUUCUUGUCCUCUUCACAAACGCAACUUCCGUCUUGACACCGGUGACUGCCUGAAUGACGACGAGUACAAAGUCCUCGCGUUCGAGGUGAAGGAAGAUGAGACUGGGAGUGGAGAUCUAUUGGUCAAACUUCCACCGCCGGAUGAAUUGGAUGCAUUAAUUGGGAGCUCGAAGUGGAUGGUGCGUAAGGCAACGGCAGAAGCUCUUGGCCGGAAUGCAGCGACGAAGAUCGAGAUUGUUGGAUUUGACGGCCAGCUCAGAGAUGGAAUGACGCACGAUGGAGGUAUUGAGGUAAAUGCAGGGUGUAGCGGAGGGGAAUGCGGAAAUAGCAAGCUUGAGUGGUGAGGGAUCGAGUGGUGACGAGUCAAGUUGUCGCCAAGGAGCAUUGACGCCUCCAAGAGCAAUAGUUUGCCUGUCACUACGCAAAUUGUUUCGCCACAAUUCGGUGAAUGGGUCAUCUUCAUGUAAUGUCCAUAUCUGUAUCAUGUUCCAAUACUAAAAUUACGAAGUCAAUCACACUGGGUCCAUACUCGUCAGCGCCUCGUAUCGCCCCAAAAUUUGUGACACCUCGUUCGACUCCAGAUAGCCGUGAAGCCCGAGGCCCUGCACCAAUAGAUUCCGAAGCGCACGCCACCCGGCACCUUUGUGUAUGAGCUGCCAAUUAUCCUCCACGAACUUGAGCGCUCCUCUUAGAUGAUCCUUCUUGAAGCCAUUCCGGUGGGAAAACAUCCAUCGCAUCCACAGCGCAUUCAAGACUUGAUUCUCUGGCCUGAGACUCUCGUCAUCGAACAUCUCCUCUUCUCUAUCCCUGAUCUGCGGUGCAUACUUCCCAAACGCCUUCAUCGGCAACGUCCCCAACAGAUCGGGAAGCUGAGCCCCUCCAACACGACAAGAGUACCAUAAUGGUCUUUCUUCCGGUACGCCAGAACUGAGGUAGGAUUCUGCUUGAGGCCCGAAGGGGUCAGCGCGUCUUGAUGGGGCGGUGGUAGAUGCGCCGGCUUGGAUAUUAGAGAAUGGUAUUUGGUUAUUUGAGGAGGAAUCUUGGGCGGGACCGUUG